Messenger RNA from Frankliniella occidentalis (western flower thrips), 2073 nucleotides. RefSeq lists its product as uncharacterized. The transcript has 5 exons. The record is from RefSeq and is a predicted model, not a curated record. NCBI's taxonomy places the organism in Eukaryota, Metazoa, Arthropoda, Insecta, Thysanoptera, Thripidae. Gene Ontology annotation, molecular function: ubiquitin protein ligase activity. Gene Ontology annotation, biological process: protein ubiquitination. Bases 274 to 1719 code for a protein of 481 amino acids.
CACGUACUCACGUUUGAUGAUAAAAGUUUAGAAGAAAGAGAUAGAGCUUUGCCGCGGAAAGCAAGUCGCGACCUGUUUGUGUGCGUGAGAGAUACGCGCACACUUCAACCAAAGUGCGUGCGAGCUUGUGUUACUACGCGUGUGUCACAUCGGGAGGCCGUAGCCUCGUACCAGGGAGAAACCGAUACACGCAUCGAAAAUAGAGUUUUACUACCUGCUGCGCCUGCUGUCAGCCCUGUGGCUCUGCCCUACGGAGAUCGUGGAGAAAUCAGCAUGGAACUGCAGUGUGAUAUUUGCUUUCUUCAGUUUGAUCUGGACUGCCAUCGACCGAAGAGUUUGCCGUGUGGACACACUAUUUGUAAAGAAUGCGUGCAGAAUCCUGCCAUGGGUAAGAAGUGUCCAACAUGCAGGAAGGAACUGGAGGGUGACCAUGCCGUCCUCCCUGAUAACAUCUUAGCCAUCCGAUUGAUUGAGAAUGGCACAAGCCCUUGCAAGAUUCCCAGGAGAGACAAUAUAAAGCUGAAGCAGCUGCAGCAGGGCGUGGAUGCGGGAAGGAGGUUGGUGCAGCUGUUGCGGAAGCUGGUCCCCGUGGCAGUGGAGGCCCUGAACCGCCAGCUGGCCUCUUCGGUCACUCAGCUCCGCGAAAUGGAAGAGGCUCUGGAGCGCAGGGCUGCAGCCGACGUGUGCAACACGACGCCGGAGCUCGAGGUGAAGGAGCUGCAACUCGUCGAGCAGUUGGAGGACAGCCUCAGUCUUCUGACCUCAACCAAAUGCAAUGUCAUGGCAGAGGAGGGCCGUGCCGCCUGGAGGGCCUCCGUUCAGCUGGGGCCAGACAGCUACAUUUUGCAUCUUCUCUUGCUGCAGCUGCGGACGGACGGCCAGCUGGAAAAGGUUGCCAAUCCCACGGCCCCUGUCUCUCCGACGACUUUUGUGGGCCCGCCCAUGCUGUCUAUCCUCUCCAUUGUAAACGAAGAUCUUGAUGAUGGUCAGUUGAAGGUGACUGACAUCCUUCGAAACGGCCGGCGAUGGAAAAAUGUCCGAAUCCUCAGAAACGUUAAGGGUGGUGGUUCAGACAAGCUGCUGCGCGUCGUUGCCCCGCACCUCGAGGAGGUAGAGAUCUUGGGCGGUGCUGAACUGAAGGUCAUGGAGGAGGUGGAGAAAAUGUCGUCGCUCAAAAGACUCAAGGUUGAAUGCAGGGAAGACUUGAACGGCAACUACCCUGACCUGCCAUUGCAGCUGAAGGAGCUCUGGAUGCGUUUUCCGAAGGAAAACCAGAUACGAUGUGUGGAGAGCAUGGCCAGGCUGCGCAGCCUGCUGAUAUACGACUACCACGGGCCAAAUGUGACCUUCCUCCCCUCGCAGCACGGGCGGUUGCUGUGGCUGGGCGUGGGCCUCAACACGGAUCACAAGGCCACCAUGCUGUCCCUCAUUCGCGCCCACGCCCUCUCACUACAAGAGCUGCACAUUUACUGUGCCGUCAGUAACGAAGGCGAUCUGCAGCUAUUCUACUUCCCGGAUCUGGGCCAGGACCUGGCGGCUAGCGGCUUGCACGCCCUCCGGCGCCUCGUCUUCCGGCGCUCCACAUUAGAUCCCUGCACGGAGGUCGACGCGUGCUUGCUGCAGCUACGAUCCGUUCGGGGCUGCCUGCCCUCGUCUGUAGACGUUGUUUGCGAGGCUUGUCAUGUUAGGUACCUAUGUUCAAGGGUAACGAGGCCCUAGUACUGCUGUACCUGGGCGCAGCAACAGCAUUGGAGGGGGGAGCGCAAGUGUGUCAUGUCAUAUCGUAUUGUGGCGAUAUUACACGGUUGGGAAAGGAAUCGUUGUCGCGCACCUCUGCUAGCAGGCUGCAGGCUCGGAUGAAAACUGUUCUUUCUUUUUGUUGCAAUUUUGUUCUGUUUCUUUUCUUCAAAGUUUAUAUUUAGUUUGAUAAAGUUUAGGCUAUGGAAAUAAAUCUAGUCUUUCUUGGUAAAUUGUUUAGAAUUAGUUCAGAAGUGCGCCGUGUUUUUCUGCGAUCUGGAAUUUAGCUCGCCAAAGUUUAGGCGAUGAAAAUAAAGACUAAAGUCUUUCUUGGAA